ACCUAAGGGCUCAAACUUGCCGAAAGUGGGAGCACACGCGGUUGAAAGCUUCACUCCAAAUUAUAUAUUGCGAUGAUGGAUCGUUCUCAACAUCACAAUCGACCGGAAGUGGCGCCUGAACUGCCAUAAUGAAGCAAGUAGUGUUUUUCGUUGGAUUCGUCACGGCUUUUGCCAUUUGUGCGACACUUCAAAAAUCUAACAGUGUAGCGUUCGACGAUGAGUAUGUAAUUGAUUUCUCCUUUUUGGGGGAAGAAGUUUACAAUCCGGAACAUCUGAGGAAUAGAACCAAACGAGCGCUUCCGGAAGAUGUUGAUGCUGAAGGUGAAGGUGUGAUAUCCGUCGCUAACGAUACGUUGAUCGACGUUGAUGACGAACAGUAUCCUGAACAGCAAGGAAGGUACGCCGAGGGCGAUAUCUAUCAACCGGUGCUUCCACGAGGUGCAGUCAAGUUCGAAUCGAAGCUCUGGGCCGACGGUGUCGUUCCUUACGUGAUUAGUAUUGCUUUCGGAUUCAUCACAAGAUGGAAGAUCAAGGACGCGAUGUACGAUUUCCACCAGCAGACCUGCAUUCGGUUUGUUCCGAAAACGAACGAGAUGGAUUACCUAUCGAUCGAGCGGUCCCCGUCCGGAUGUUGGUCCACGAUUGGCCGAACCGGGGGCAAACAGGUCCUCAAUUUGCAGGGUCCCUGCCUGAAGAGCCGCGGAACGGUCCUGCACGAGUUGAUGCAUGCGCUAGGCUUUUUGCACGAACAUUCGCGCCAGGAUCGGGACGAGUUCGUGCGGAUAAACUUCAAGAACGUGCGACCGGAUGCGGUAAAAAAUUUCGAAAACAAAGACCGUGCCGACCCACUGGGGAGCAGAUACGACUUUGGCAGCGUGAUGCACUACCCGGUGACGGCCUUCAGUGUCAAUGGAAAGCCGACCAUCGAACCAAAGGUAAACUAUACGGGAAAAAUCGGUCAACGCGAAAGACUCUCUCGCAAGGAUGUGGAAGCAAUCAACAGAAUGUACUGUUAAAGCUAAUGACAACUCACUUGCUACCUGGUCAUGGACGAAUGGUUA
Messenger RNA from Uranotaenia lowii, 1061 nucleotides. Its product is annotated as hatching enzyme 1.2-like. Gene Ontology annotation, molecular function: zinc ion binding; metalloendopeptidase activity. Lineage: Eukaryota; Metazoa; Arthropoda; Insecta; Diptera; Culicidae. The record is from RefSeq and is a predicted model, not a curated record. Gene Ontology annotation, biological process: proteolysis. The transcript is spliced from 3 exons. The coding region runs from base 129 to 1016 and encodes 295 amino acids.